GCGCCAAAUAUGAGUCAAGGGCACUGUGACGGGCUCGUGACCAUGUGUCAUUAUACUUAGGAUUUACUGUCGUCAUCCCACGAUACAUCUGAUUGCUGUCAAUCACUUGCAGGUAAGACCAUACUGUAUGAACAACCUUAGGAGAUUUUAAGGAUAACUUCGAGAUCAACUGAUCAAAAAUAGUACGUUAGAAUUCAGCUUUUGUGGAAAAGCUCUAAACUAUAGAAAAAUGAUUAAAGUGCAAGCGAUUUGGAGUUUUAUCACAGUUAACAAACGUGUUAGGGUCGAAUAAGAUUAAUUUAGGCCAAAAUCUGUAGUUAUACAACCCUAUCAGACCCUAAUUCUCAGCCUUAAAUUUCCCUAACUCUAUUCUGAUACUGCUAAACACUAGCAUUCAACCAUAAUGCUCAUCAGACUAACAUACUAACUAAAAGUUUACUCCACGUAAAAGACCGUUCAUUCAUUUCAAAAUACAAAAUAUGAUGAGAAUCAUGGGUCGCACCCAUCAAUUAUCCACAACAGGAAGUUUAAGUUCGUUCUAGUAUCUAACACCGGUUAAGUUGAUUUUAACUGGCCUUAGGGCGGUCGGCAUAGUAUGGUUUUAUCCAUUCAUUAAAGUUAAGUUCAUUCUGUGUGGGUACUAAUUCGAUGACUUACCUUUUCUCUUGUUCUAUUCCUAUCCUAUCUACAUCCCGAAGUACCUGCAAGCUAAAAGUGAGCUGUUACAGAUACGAUGACAACUGCUCUUGGAGUUGUACUUGAUGUAGGAAUUCAUAUGAAUCCUAAUUUCAGCGAAGCUGUUGAGUGCGUAAAGCUGUUAUUGGAAAAGAAAUUUUUCGCCGAAUCGAAAGAUGAAGUUGCACUUAUUCUCUGCGGCUCUGAUGCUACUGACAAUCCUUUAGCUGAUGAAGAAGGAAGUUUUCAAAAUAUAUGUUUGGCUUUUGAACUCGCUCCUAUAAGUUGGAAGGUCUUGGAAUUUCUAGACCCAGAGUUAUUAUCACUCUCGACAGGAGAUGGUACUGUUUAAUGAAUUUAAUAAUUAUAUAUAGUUGUUGAUGCACUAAUGGUAGGAGCUGACCACUUGUUUAAUCGUUGCAAGAAUAAAAGAAACAUAAAAGAAAAGCACUUGUUGCUUGUCAGCAAUUUAUAUGGUUCGGUUGACGAUUCUGAUGUCUCCAGGGUAUCAGAAAGCCUCAAGUCUUCAGGUAUUAAAUUCAGCUUGAUUGGUUGUGACUUGAAGAGUAUUAAUAUAUCACCUGAAAACCGAAACGAACCUGGGCCAUCUUAUGCCGUUUCUCAUCACCAUCAUCCUUCACCAAAAACUAGACCCUCCAUUUCUUUUUUAGCUGAACUCUGGGAUCAACUAAACGGAGAAUCAUAUGACUUUAGCGAUGCAGUCACUGCAUUGAGUAUAUUCGAAACCCGUGGCGUUUCGCAACGUGGUUGGAAUGUGGGUUUGCAAAUUGGCGAUUCGAUCACUAUCCCAGUUGUCGGCUAUACACAUAUAAAGGAGGCUCAUCCACCAACUAUGAAGAUACUGUACGCCCCAGAUCCUUCUCUUCCACUGCGCGCUGUUACAAAAUAUUGUACACAAGAUGCAGAUCCUUCCGAUUUAAACUCUUCUGAAGUUACUCGAGGUUACCGGUAUGGUGGGACUGUAGUCCCCUUUGGUGAAGAAGAUAUUGCCUCCAUAAAACCCCCUUCAGAAAAGUGCUUCAGCGUUAUUGGAUUUACGAGUGCUGACAAUAUCCCUCAUAACCUUUACACUGGUGAAAGUGUGUUGGUUUUUGUUGCCCAGUCAGUCAAACAAUCUGAAGAUGAUGUAACCAAUCGCCCAUCCUGUUCAACAGCUUUGGCAGCGUUGGCUCAAGCACUUUAUGAGAUUAGUGGUGUUGCUCUUGUCCGGAGAGUGUACAAUCAAACAAGUGCCGUUAGACUAGGAGUUUUAACUCCAGAAAUUCAUGGUGAUCAGAUAUCGCUCAUGUAUACUGAUAUAGCGUUUAGUGAAGAUAUUCGCAAUCUGAAACUUCCAAGUUUACCAGUUUCCUGUGAGCCUUCUACUUCCAAUACGGAAUGUUCUGUUAAGUCUUCAAGCAUUAUGAAAUUGCAUAAAGAUUGCCCAUCUCAGGAACAGUUAUCAGCUAUGGAUUCUUUUAUUAACUCCAUGAUGUUAAAUUAUUCAGAUGAAAGUGAUGAUGAUGAUGGUGGUGGUGGUGAACUCAACAAGAAAGACGAAAACGACGUGGAAAAUCCUUCAUCAAACAGGAUCCUAAAAGUUCAACGGAUAUCAAACCCUUGGAUUCAACGUUUCUUUGCCUGCCUUAGAAAACGGGGUCUUAAUCCAUCAGUACCACUUCCAAUUUCAAAACAAUCAAAUUCUUCUGAUGUUUGGCUGUCACCUGAAAUGUUUCCUGGUUUGGAGGAAAUCAUCACACAAAUCAAUACAGAUUCCGAGGCUGCAUCUGUAAUUGAAUCCCGUAAUAUUCUUCUUAAUUCAUUUCCACCUCUUCGUCCUGCUAGUGAUCCAGUCGAUUUGACAGAAGAAUUUUUGGCGAAAAGACGGCGUUUAGCAGAUGAAGAACUUUAUGCUACUUCCUCGUUCACGAAAGAAAUAGACAGUGAAUAUUCAAGCGAACAACUGACUGCAAGUUCGGAAUUAACUAGCAACUCAUUGCUUCAAAGCACACUGGCAUCAAAUUCCAUUCAAAUAAACUCAGUUCAAGAUUUUGAAGACCUAAUCUCCCGACAACAAAUUGAAGUUGCUUGUAGACUUUUGGAGAAAGAAAUAAUUCAACUGGUAACUGAUCCUUUCACUGCAACUUUAUUGCGUCCAAAAGCUAUCGCUUACCUGUUCGCUUAUCGUAAGCAUGCUCAACCAAGUAGAGAAAUCGUCAAUAGUAGUAAUGAAAACAAUCAUAUUAAUGAUGCUACAUGCAACAGCAGCACAUGUCAUCUUGAAAUUGCUCGAGCAUAUAACUCAUUUAUUCGUAGCUGGCGCCAGGAUCUUAUCAAUCGUAAUCUUCUCGGAAGUAAUGUCUCAUCUCAACGUGCUUCUAAUGAUAGCAAGUUGUCGUUUUGGCUGGAAACAAUUACACAAGGUUUCGGUCUUUUGUGCAAUGACGAUAUCCCGGAAAUUGGUGUUACUCAUUCAGAAAGUCGUGAGUUUUUGAACUUGGAAGAUAUUACAAUACCUCAUUUUGUUGAAACAAAAAAUAAUCAGCCUGUAUCUCCCAAUUGUGUUCUCAAAGUUGAGCAUUUGAUGGAUGACACAGAUUGAACUUUUCCGUUAUUAUUAUUCUUGUUGUUGUUGUUUAUGUCUAGUUGCUUACCAUCACACAUAUUAUGGAUGACCUAUUUUCUUGAUCAUAUCCGUCAUAAUUUGUAAUCUAUUUUCUUUCCUUCAUAAAAGUUUUAUAUUAUUAAUUGUAUGUAUAUAUAUACAGGAGAGAGAAAGAGAGUAGUUACAGAAUUAAAUACAUAUUUUUC
Schistosoma margrebowiei is the source of this 3486-nucleotide messenger RNA. The record is from the annotation of a GenBank genome assembly. NCBI's taxonomy places the organism in Eukaryota, Metazoa, Platyhelminthes, Trematoda, Strigeidida, Schistosomatidae.